AUGGCAGCGAGUUCAACCAGACACAUUUAUUCAUGUGAGCAAAUCACAGUGCCGCCCGCUUUGCCGGGAAUUUUGAAACUUUACGCAAAAGCGGCAAUAAAAACGCGCCCUUAUGAUUUGCUUGAAUGGACUUCGAGGUAUUUUCGUGCGAUGGCUGAUAAUAAAGCGCCACCGGUCAAGGAACGGUUCGAGUAUCCGCCUUUCACUCAUCCUACGGGACUGACACCGCGUUACCUGAAGACCCUUCUCAAUCAAUUUGGCCGAGCAAACAGCAAAGUGGCCUUGGAUAGUCUACUAGUUCAGUGGCAGGGCAUCGGUCUUGAGGAUACGCUUCUCUAUCAGAUCUUGAUGAUAGGUAGACUUUUAAAUGAUCAAGACAGACGCCAAGUGGAUCUGUAUCAAUUCUUAGCUGUUGCUUGCGGUUUUAUUACUUCUAGUCUAAAGGAAACGAUGAUUUAUGUUUGCGAGCUGCUUACCGACGAACCUGAAGGUGGAUCUUGUAUGAUACCACUCACGACAAUGCUCAGCAUCUAUGGUUAUCUGGCACGACUCGAUUGCUCCGGUGAAAAUCCAGAAAGUACUUCUACUUCUGCUUCUGAAAAUCUUAAAAUUCCUGACAAGCCGUUGAGACAUUCACUGUUAUUGGAGGAGCACGGGAAAAAGAAUAAAGCGGAAGAAAUGAGAAAUAAGACGGUAAAAAAAGAUAAAAAUGAAACGCUUUUUACGAGCUCAAUCUCCCGGGAGGACUUGAAAUCUAAAGAGCUCGCGGUGAUGGUAAGAGAAAAAAGUACUCGCACUCAGCAAAAAAAGCUCCAUGUUCCUCUUCUUGCUUCCACUGGAAAUGAAAACGAAAACGAAGACGAUAUUGCCGAUAAAACUCUUAGCAGUCUCACUCUGCAGUCAAUAAGCGAUUGUUACUCAAAUAACCCGAACUACAGUUCCGUAAAAGUUUCCUCAAAGGGUGAAGCUAAAAGCAAAGAAGUGGAUGUAGCAAGGCUGGAGUUAAAGAACCAUAAGGAGAAGCCGGGGUCGGAAGGGGUGUCCAAAGAAAGGGUCGGAGCCGGGGUUGACAUGAAAGAGAAGUUGGGUCUUUCCGAAAUUUUCCAAGGGAUAUAUGAGAGUUAUCAAGUGAGGGUGAAAAAUAAAGAUUUAUUAUUAAGUUCAUCAUGCUCCUCGUUAUCACUGAAUGAAGAUGUUGGCUGCGAGGGAGAACAAAUUAAAGAGCCAGAAGGGAAUGAGGAAGAGGAUGAUGUUGUGGGUAAUUUUCUGAAGAGAAUGGAGAAGUUAACGUUGAGGGGAAAUAUUGACAUUAAUUAUCAAGUAAUUGGGAUUGGCGGUAUUGUUACCGAUGAAUGUAUUAAUAAUGUUCAAGAGUGGUUAACGGAAUGUGGAGCCUGUCAGCAGGGUCUCGUUGGCCCCCUUAACUUGAGACACUUCCUCUGUCCAAGACUCAACGACACUCGUGGGAAAGACUUUAAUUAA
Cotesia congregata is the source of this 1482-nucleotide messenger RNA. The record is from the annotation of a GenBank genome assembly. NCBI's taxonomy places the organism in Eukaryota, Metazoa, Arthropoda, Insecta, Hymenoptera, Braconidae.